AGACUCGGGACCCCGCACGCUUGCGCGCCGCCCGCUGCCUGCCGCGGCUGGGAGUCCGGAGCUUUUAGCUUGUGAUGGUUUCGGUUCGGCUGUCAGAUGGAGGGUGUGAGCUUUGCAGACGUGCCCUAAUUUCUGGGUCUGGCGGAGCGACAUUGGGCCCUCUGAGCUGCCACCCUGGCCCUGACGCCCCAUUACCCCUCGUUCCUUCCUCCCCCCAUCCGUUGUCACGCUCUCCCUUUUCCCACAGCUGGCCUCUGUUCAGCUGUGCCGAUUGCCCCGCAUUCCUUCUUCCUGCAAAAGGCAGAUGGGAAGGGAGCUCUGUCUGGCCUAUUCCGGACAGAGCUCCGGGCUUCCGAGUGGAGCACACGCCCGCGGAAGAGCCACAUGUCUACGUUGAAGACAGCUGGGGCUGCCGCACGCCUCGGGGUUACUGUCGGGCACCCGGCGGGCGGGGCCGGCGCUGGGGCGGGGGAGGGCUUCCUCGCCCUCAGAAACCACAUUCGCAGAAACGCUUUUAACUGGCAAGGUUUCGAGUUCCCAACCACAGCACCCUCAGUGAUGGUUUUCAGAAGACCUUGUUAGCUCCUCUGCUCCAGAGACCCAUCCUUCGCUGACAUCCCACCGAUUUGGGGGAAGGAAAAAACAGACUCCUGCAAAAUACCUCUUCUUCCAGUGCCCUGUACCCCUCUCUACUUACUUCGGGUCCCUGCAGCCCAGCAGCAACCCCAAACGAGUGAAGGGAGGAGACAUCGGUUUGUCCAGGCUCUGCUACCGACGGGUGAUUUGGGAUAAGUCCUUCUCCAGUAUCAUUAUUUUCAACUGUAAAACAUGAGGGUUAGUCCGAAUGAUCUCCAAACCCUUCAGCAUUAAAGUUAGGUGAUGAAUCCUAAGAUUUUGCAGUUCUAUAAUGUCACGUCUCCUCCGUUUCAGAGAGGGCCCGCAGGGAAUCUUGUUAAGGAUAACUGCCAUCGAAGUUACAAGUUUGUUCUGUGAUUGGAGAGUUUGAGGUCUUCUAGAUUUCUUUGGCAUGACACAUAACUAUUUCAAGAUACUAACAUUU
This is a messenger RNA of Pongo pygmaeus (Bornean orangutan), 1060 nucleotides long. RefSeq lists its product as uncharacterized. The transcript has 2 exons. Lineage: Eukaryota; Metazoa; Chordata; Mammalia; Primates; Hominidae. The coding region runs from base 75 to 518 and encodes 147 amino acids. The record is from RefSeq and is a predicted model, not a curated record.